AUGUCUCACCUCUACAAUUCCCAAGCAGAGCAACACUGCAGUCUUGGUUACACCCUUGCCACCAUGACGCUCCACGAAAGAAUCAAGUCCAAAACCACCAGGCAAGGUUGGGUUCUACCUCGUCAGACCACUUCCUUUGCCGACCCUGGAGCCUGGACCAACGUUGACUGCGAUGUCACCCCCCUCAAUCGUCGGACCUGGUCGGCAUGGACCAUGUUUGGAUACUGGUUCAGUGAUGCACUCAACGCCCAAAGCUGGAUGGCACCCGCUUCCAUCAUCGCUCUCGGGCUCACCUGGCGUGAGGCCAUUGUUUGUAUCAUCUUUGGCAGUCUCGUCUGCACUGUUCCCCUGGUGUUGAAUGGCAUGGUCGGUGCUCGGCUUCAUAUCCCCUUUCCCGUCGCCAUGAGAGCCUCGUUUGGCUGGUACUUCUCUCGAUUUGCAGUGGUGACGAGGGCUAUCACGGCCUUGUUCUGGCAUGCUAUUCAGACUUACACCGGAUCGACUGCCAUGACACAGAUCAUCCGAUCCAUUUGGCCAUCCUAUCUCGACAUUCCCAACAACAUUCCAGAUAGUGUUGGAAUCACCACGCAGGGAAUGAUAUCGCACUUGAUCUUCUGGCUGGUGCAGUUUCCUAUCCUGCUCAUCCCGCCGCACAAGCUCAAGUGGUUCUUUGUAGCCAAGUGUGGUAAGUAA
This is a messenger RNA of Podospora anserina S mat+, 693 nucleotides long. RefSeq lists its product as uncharacterized. Gene Ontology annotation, cellular component: plasma membrane. Gene Ontology annotation, biological process: nucleobase transport; transmembrane transport. The coding region runs from base 1 to 693 and encodes 230 amino acids. Gene Ontology annotation, molecular function: nucleobase transmembrane transporter activity. The transcript has a single exon. NCBI's taxonomy places the organism in Eukaryota, Fungi, Ascomycota, Sordariomycetes, Sordariales, Podosporaceae. The record is from RefSeq and is a predicted model, not a curated record.